UCAUGGAGACAUUGGAGAAAGAAUUUACUGACUUUUUUGGUGAGUGCAAGAGGCAAGGAUUCACUGCCGCAGAAAUGCGUGCCAUAUGUCAGCCACUGUUACAGCGUCGCAACAACAAAUAUUUGUUGUUAACGUGCGUAUUUUUGGCUUUGAUUGCCGCUUUGUAUUUACUCUACAACUGGUCGGAUGAAUUUAGUUGGUUUGUGAGCGCCAUUGGUAGACUGAUAUUGCUGCAGGUGUUGCCCUACUGGAAUUGGACACCGUUAUAUAAUAGUCGAUGCCUGAUCGAACGUGCGGCAGAUAGAGUUGAUGCGCAGAGUGUGUCGCCGACAACCAAUACUUUGAGUCGAUACGAAACCGAACCUGCGAAUUGUGUGCUCUGUGAGACACUUGAACGCAUUCCCACCACAUCGAAUGUGACUUUCUCAUUUCUUGAAUCUUUUUAUUUGGAACGUGGCUGGCCAGUUAUUGUUACCGAUUCACAUCAGCCACAUUCGCUCAAUAGGUUUCUCGACGAAAUGUACAAUGCACCAGUGGAUUUUCUAGAAAGCAAUCCUUGCGAUGUCUCAACAAAUUUAAUGCUGAAAAAACUCUUCAAUUUGGAAUUGGCUUUGCAGAAAAUCAAAAGCAGCACACCCACCAACAAGUGGUUCCUACAAUUGCGCAACUGUGAGCGGCGUGCUGUAAAGGCGUCUCGUCAAUUCAUCAGACGUCCCUACUACUAUCCAUUACAUCUAGAACCAUUCUACUCAAGCUGGGUAUUAAUGUCACAGAAUUAUGCGAGCGAGCAACUGCGUGAACUUUACGUACAAGGUUUGGUCUUCGUACAACAAAUGUUUGGGUAUUUCGAUAUACGCCUGCGACCGAAGCAACCGUGUCAAGGGCCAUGUCCAGUGGUGAAUAUACGCUUGAGCGCUGGCGAAUGCUUGGUUUUCUCCACCGAUUUGUGGACAUUUAGCUAUGGCACCGAAUCGUUGGAAAGCAAAACCACUUCGAUAGCAACUCUUUUGGAAAUUGAUUGGCAGUUGUAAACUUAACUUUAGAUUAAUUCAAAUGUAUUGGAAACUCAAAUAUUUACACGUACCUUUCAAUUUACAGCUUAUCUUAAAAACUAAUUACAUUUAAUGAUGCUAUACACUUCAUAUUCAAAUAAUAUGCAUACAC
Messenger RNA from Anastrepha obliqua, 1164 nucleotides. RefSeq lists its product as uncharacterized. The record is from RefSeq and is a predicted model, not a curated record. The transcript is spliced from 2 exons. The coding region runs from base 3 to 1031 and encodes 342 amino acids. Lineage: Eukaryota; Metazoa; Arthropoda; Insecta; Diptera; Tephritidae.